Molecule: messenger RNA, 1449 nt
Organism: Perca fluviatilis (European perch)
Lineage: Eukaryota; Metazoa; Chordata; Actinopteri; Perciformes; Percidae
Product: trichohyalin-like
Exons: 5
Source: RefSeq, a predicted model, not a curated record
AACGAAGAGGAAAGGAAGAGGAAAGAGAACAGAGGACAGAAAGAGGAAAGAGAAAAGAGACGAGAGGACAGAAAGAGGGAAGAAGAAAGAGGACAGAAAGAGGAAAGAGACAGGCCGGAGGACAGAAAGAGGAAAGAGGAAAAGAAAGAAGAAAGAGGACAGAGGGAAGAACAAAGAGAGAAGAAAGAGGACAGAAAGAGGAAAGAGAACAGAAAGAAAGAGGGACAGAGGAAACUAAAGGAAAAAGGAAAAAAGAGAACAGAGGACAGAAAGAGGAAAGAGAAAAAGAGAGCACAGAGGACAAAAGAGGAGGACAGAAAGAGGAAAGAAGAAAGAGGACAGAAAGAGGAAAGAAGAAAGAGGACAGAAAGAAGAAAGAGGAAAGAAGAAAGAGGACAGAAAGAGGAAAGAAAGAGGACAGAAAGAGGAAAGAAGAAAGAGGACAGAAAGACGAAAGAGAACAGAGAGCGAGAGGACAGAAAGAGGAAAGAGGAAAAGAAAGAAGAAAGAGGGCAGAAAGAGGAAAGAAGAAAGAGGAAAGAAGAUGACAGAAAGGAAAGACAACAGAGAGCGAGAGGACAGAAAGGAAAGAAGAAAGAGGACAGAAAGAGGAAAGAGGACAGAAAGAAAGAGGAUAGAAAGAAGAAAGAGGACAGAAAGAGGGAAGAAGAAAAGAGGAAAGAGGAAGAGGAAAGAGGGAAAGAAAAGAGGACAGAAAGAGGAAAGAGAAAGAGAGCAAGAGGACAGAAAGACAAAAGAGGAAAGAAAAGAAGAAAAGAGGACAGAAAGAGGAAAGAAGAAAGAGGAAAGAAGAAAGAGGGAAAGAAGAUGACAGAAAGGAAAGACAAAGAGAGAAGAGGAGAGGAAAGGAAAGAAGAAAGAGGAACAGAAAAGGAAAGAAAAGAAAGAAAGAGGACAAAAGAAGAAAGAGGACAGAAAGGGAAGAAGAAAGAGGAAAAAGAGGACAGAAAAGAAGAAAAAAAGGAAGAAAAAGAAGAAAGAGGAAGGAAAGAGGACAGGGAGUGGAAGGAAAGAGGGAAGAAAAGAGGAAGAAAGAAAGGAGAGGACAGAAAGAAGAAAGAGGACAGAAAGAGGAAAGAAAGAAGAAAGAGGAAGAGGAAGAAAGAGGAAAGAAAGAAAGAGAAAGAGGACAGAAAGAAGAAAGAGAGGAAGAAGAAAGAGGGAAAGAAAGAGGACAGAGAGGGAAAGAAAAGGACAGAAAGAGGGAAAGAGGAAAGAAAGAAGAAAGAGGACAGGAGGAAUAAAAGGAAGAAAGAGGAAAGAAAGAGGAAAGAGGGACAGGGGGAGGACAGAAAGAAGAAAGAGGACAGAAAGAGGGAAGAAGAAAGAGGAAAGAGGACAGAGGGAAGAAUAAAGAGGGAAGAAAGAGGACAGAAAGAGGAAAGAGAACAGAGAGCAAGAGAACAGAAAGAGGAAAGAAGAAAGGAC